Molecule: messenger RNA, 1822 nt
Organism: Ricinus communis (castor bean)
Lineage: Eukaryota; Viridiplantae; Streptophyta; Magnoliopsida; Malpighiales; Euphorbiaceae
Product: probable carboxylesterase 18
Exons: 1
Coding region: 325-1329 (334 amino acids)
Biological process (GO): pollen tube growth
Molecular function (GO): carboxylic ester hydrolase activity
Source: RefSeq, a predicted model, not a curated record
UGAUCCCAUAGGCGAGCUGCUUUAUUCACUGUCAAAUUAACCAAUUAUAAUGCAUCUUGCAUUCAUAAAUGCAAGGAAUAAUAAAUCCAUGCCAACUUGUUGAAUGGCUCCACUAUCUUUUUUCAACCGACAAUAAUUAAUGCUUCUCUUCCUCCCCAUCCUUACUCUUCAAUGUAUUAUUAAUAGGAAUAAUUGAUACUACCAUCUAUCUCCUUUAAUCUUAGAUCCGUCUGUUUGUUUGUUUUUUUUUUAAUCUUUUUUUUUCCUGCUCUCUAGGCUGAGAGUAUAUAGAUAACAAGUACAGGCCUUUUCCAGUACUUGAAAAUGACUCAAGAUCUUCAGAAUCUUGAUAUUCCAUGGAAGAUCAGGCUCUCCAUGUACGCUCUCUGCCUCGGCUUUGACAUCUCCCGUCGUUCCAAUGGCACUAUCAAUCGAUUUCUUAUGAAUUUCUUCGAUUUCAAAUCAUUUCCAUCCAAGAAACCAAUCAAUGGUGUCUCAACUACCGACGUCAGCGUUGAUAAAGCUCGCAACCUCUGGUUUCGCCUCUAUACUCCUACUCCCGCAGGAGAUACUACCAUGCCGGUUAUUUUCUACUUCCACGGUGGUGGCUUUUGCUAUAUGUCACCUCAUUCAAGGCCUUAUAAUUACUUCUGCGACCAACUUGCUCGUGAGCUCUCAGCCAUUAUCAUUUCGGUCAACUAUCGGCUUGCUCCAAAGCAUCGUUAUCCGGCCCAAUACGAAGAUUGUUUCGAUACUAUAAAGUUCAUAGAUGAAACCGGAGUUGAAGGCUUUCCAAGUCAUGCCAAUCUGAAACAUUGUUUUCUUGCAGGAGACAGUGCAGGAGGCAAUAUAGUUUAUCAUGUUAUGGUAAGAGCCAGAAAACAUGAAUUUCGCAGUAUAAAACUCAUAGGAGCUAUGCUAAUCCAGCCAUUUUUUGGAGGAGAAGAACGAACUGAAUCUGAGAUAACUCUUGACGGCCAAGUUCCAUUCGUUAAUAUCGAGCGUACAGACUGGAUGUGGAAGGCUUUCUUGCCAGAAGGGUCGGACAGGGACCAUCCUGCCGCAAAUGUUUCCGGUUGUAAUUCGGUUGAUAUUUCGGGACUGGAAUUUCCUGCGAGUGUUAUUUUUGUUGCAGGGUUUGAUCCAUUGAAGGACUGGCAAAAGAGGUAUUACGAGGGACUGAAGAAAUAUGGAAAAGAAGCAUAUUUGAUCGAGUAUUCUGACACUUUCCAUGCAUUUUAUGCUUAUCCUGAGCUUCCUGUGUCUUCUUUGCUCAUCAAGGACAUGAAAGAUUUUAUGCAAAAGCAAUUAUUAGCAGCAAAUAAAUGAUUGUGUGUGUAAAUUGUCCUUCAAGUUGGAUUACAGACAGAAGCCCGCAUGGCUUUCUUCUGCCGUGUUACAAAUGAUGUCAAUGUGAAUGAGAAUAGUAGAUGGGCAGCACCCUUGUUGAAUACUGAUGUAACCAUUAUGAAAGAUCGAGGGCUGUCCUUUGCUAUCAUGAAGGGAAAGUCCUGUAACUAAUAUAAAAAAUAACGCAGACGAAGUGCAAACCAGAGGAUGCUAAAGGUUGACACUCUGAUUGUUCUUGCCUCUUUGCAAUGGAUAAAUGUUAUGGUGGAGAGUGAUUCCUUAAUCUCGUUAAUAGCCUUACUCAAAAUGUGCACGGUUACCAGCAGUUUCUUCAGAUUUUGGAGGACAUUCAUCGUCUUUAUUCUAGUUUUAAUGUUUUUUCUUUUGCUUUUCGUUAAAUGUACGUGCAACCAUGUUAUUAGCUAAAGUUAGCUAUUGUGUUAGUCCAAGGGCUAUUCCUAUGUCUAUUCAA